Portunus trituberculatus (swimming crab) is the source of this 1123-nucleotide messenger RNA. RefSeq names its product pigment-dispersing hormone 2 peptides-like. Gene Ontology annotation, biological process: response to light stimulus. The coding region runs from base 61 to 300 and encodes 79 amino acids. The record is from RefSeq and is a predicted model, not a curated record. Gene Ontology annotation, cellular component: extracellular region. Lineage: Eukaryota; Metazoa; Arthropoda; Malacostraca; Decapoda; Portunidae. Gene Ontology annotation, molecular function: hormone activity. The transcript has 3 exons.
CCUUGCCCUAACUACUUUACCUGCCUAACUGCCAUCUUACCCUCCUGCCCACAGAGCAAGAUGCGCAGCGGUGUGUUCGUGGCCGUGCUGGUGCUGGUGGUCCUCGCUGCCCUCCUCACCCAGGGGCAGGAGCUUCAUGUCCCCGAGCGUGAGGCCGUGGCCACCCUGGCGGCACGCAUCCUGAAGGUGGUCCACGCCCCACAGGACGCCGCCGCAGGUCUCCCUCACAAACGCAACUCUGAACUCAUCAACUCACUGCUCGGCCUCUCUGUAAUUAUGAACGAGGCCGGCAGGCGGUGAUGGGCCCGCCCUUCGCGCCCUUCAAUUUCACCAUUCCUCGCAUCACACAUUUAAUGAAUAAACUUUACAUACAGUUAUAUCAGAAAUACUUGUUUUUUUCUUAUCUUAAUCAUUCCUCCUCCUCAUCCUAUGUAACAAGUGACGGGGGCGCCACCACCACAACACACCGCAAGACUGACCCACACCACGCUGUUCACUAAGCCAAUUAUGGGAUACUUGUAAAUGUCAUUCUGGUGGACAGCAACAAUUCGUGGUAGUGAAGACUGGCACGUGUGGAGAUUGCAAAUAUUCCACGUCAUUCACUAUUGGGUAUCACAUUUAUAUUCCACAACGUCCCGACCGUCAAGUGCUGGCGUGCUCACGGCGCCUUAUGUCUUAGGAGUAACCAAAUAUUCGUCCUUUCGAAGCAAUACUGACAAAAUGCUGGUACAAAUGUUGAGCUAUCUCCAAUACCCUGUUUUUAGUUUCCUCACUUUCAUAUUCCUUAAACGAUUUCCUUCAUAGCAGCACCUUUACCAAACAUUAAUUUUUGUUAUCUUAUGUAGGGAUUUUAUUUAUCAUUUUUAUUUAUUCAUUCAUUUAUCUUCUUUUUUUUUCUAGCUACGCAGGUUUUGAUAACACGCAUGGUCUAUGCAAUGGACAGAAGUACUUGUACUUGGCGUCUUAUUUUGUGUUCUGAAAUAUAAAGGCUUGCCUUUGUAUUUCAGAAAACUUUUGUCAAACUGUUCCUCUUGGAGCUCCUCACUAUAUCGUUCAACAUUUUCUUGAUUUUUUUUUUUUUUACCAUGUGGGCUUUUCACGGGAAUUUAUGGGCUAAAGGAGA